AUGAAAAUUGUGUACGACACUAUUUAUUAUUACCUCAUUUUUAUAUGUGUUUGUACAAUAACGUGUUUCUGCGCAGAAAAUGGAACUUACAAAGGAAACGAUGAAAGCGAAAAUAAUUCAGCCAGUUCCCGUGGGGGAAGUAUUGCAGAAAAAACAAACUGUAAAGAUUCCAAUGAACGAGUAAAUAAAUGUUUCAACAGGACGGACGGUAUAGAAACAUCAGAAAUCCAUAAGAUUCCACAAAAAGCUAUAUUAGUAACAAAUAAAAAUGACAAUAAUUUUCAACAUCGAGAUAUUUCUGGUCCAAAUUCACAAAAAGUUAACGACAAAGACUUGCUAGAUUACGGCAGUUUUAAUCGUGAAAAAUAUUCUCCGUAUGAAGAAUUCGGUCUUUUACCAUUUAGGAAAUGGCCAUCGGGUCAGCCACCCUUUUGGUUAUCUCAAAGUAAUCCUCCAGAUUAUACCAAGCCACAAUCACACAAUAAAAAUCCUAUGCUUGAUGGAACAUAUUAUCCUCAUGGCAAGCCGCUUCAUAGUGGUGAAUUAUCUUCUCAUGGUAAGCCACCUUAUACUGGAUCUUCUCACCAUAAUAGGCCACAUGGUGAAUCUACUCAUCAUAACAGACCACCUAAGCAUGAUGAACAUUCUUCUCAUAUUAAACAAUCUCCACAAGGAGGACCAGUUCUCCAUGAUAAACAACCUCCGCUUGGUGGACGUCAACUUCCCCAUGGGGGACUUUCUCAUUAUGAAAGACCACUGCAGUCUCAUGGUGUAUUUUCUUAUGGCAGACCACCUCCUCAUGGUAGACCACCUCAUCACAGUGGAUCUUCUCACCAUGACAGACCACCUUCCCAUAGUGAACCGCCUGCACAAGGUGGAUCGUCUCAUCAUAAUAAACCAUCGCAUGGUGGACAUCAAUCUCCGCACGGGGGAUCUUCUAACCACGAUAGACCCCCGCCUUAUGGUGGAUCUCAUUCUCAUGGUGAGUCUCCUUAUCAAGGUAAACCACCCUCUCAUAGUAGACCACCUCAUCAUGGUGGAUCUACUCACUAUGACAAACCACCUCCACAAGGUGGAUCGUCUCACCAUCAUAAACCACCUUCGCAUGGUGGACAUCAAUCUCCUCAUGGUGGACCUCCUCAACAUAAUAGGCCACCGCCUCAUAGUGGAUCUCCUCCUCAUGGUAGACCACCUCAUCACGGUGGAUCUGCUCAUAAUGACAAACCACCUCCGCAUGGUGAACACUUUUCCCAUAAUAAACCACCGCCACAAGGUGGAUCACCUCAUCAUGAUAAACAACCGGAUGGUGGACUUUCUCAUCAUGAUAAACCCCCACCUCAUGGUGGAUCUCCUUCUCAUGGUAAACCACCUCCUCAUGGACAUCCUUCACAUAGUAGACCACCACAUCAUGGCGGGUCACCUCCCUAUGAUAGACCACUUACAAAUUGUGAAACUCCUGGCGGCCCAUCCCCUCCACAUGGCGGACCUCCUCAUUGCAUACCAUUUUCCCAAGGUGAAUUACAUCCUCACGGCGGCUCGCAGAAUGGCCCAUCUGCUAUUGAGACACCUUUACAUGAACAUCCGUCCCAACAAACUUCCAAUAACGACCAAGAAACAUAUGGACAUCCACAUCAAGCCACUACUGCAAAUCCAGUCAAUGGAGACUAUAGCACAACACUUAACCCUGCAGUUAUUUUUAGAGAUGACCUUUUACCCCUAUCCUUAUUUCAAGCGCAGCCAGUGAGGCCUCCAUACGAAAUAGAAGAUGGAUACAACUACAUACAUUUGAUCGAUGUGAGAUAA
Molecule: messenger RNA, 1803 nt
Organism: Maniola jurtina (meadow brown)
Lineage: Eukaryota; Metazoa; Arthropoda; Insecta; Lepidoptera; Nymphalidae
Product: basic salivary proline-rich protein 2-like
Exons: 2
Coding region: 1-1803 (600 amino acids)
Source: RefSeq, a predicted model, not a curated record